GCGGCCGAGCCGGCGGCAGGGAAUGGCGAGAUAGCGGCGCGGGAGCGGCCCGACUAACUGCAUUGCACGGACAAUGGACAUUUACUUAUGUUCGAAACGACCAUCCUGGCUGGUGGACAAUAGAAGGAUGAGGACUACUUCAGAUUUCCAGUGGCUCCUGUCAGCAUUUGUUCUUCUGUACUUAAUGAAUCAUGUAAAUAGCCAGAGAAAGGAGACUCCUUAUGAUUUGAAGUGUACAACUAACAAUUUACAAACGUGGGACUGUUCUUGGAAAGCACCCUCUGAAGCAGGCCAUGGCACUCUUUCUGAAUUUUGCAUUGAUAACAGGUCCCGUUCUUGUUAUCAAUUAGCAAGAACAAAUAUUGAAAUCCCAGCUCUUUCACGUGGUGAUCAUGAAAUAACAAUAAGAUCUCUACAGGAUGCUGGAAGUUCUACAAGUAAAUUCAUACUAAAUGAAAAAAACAUUUCCUUAAUUCCAGACACUCCAGAAAUCUUGAAUUUGUCUGCUGAUUUCUCAACCUCUACGUUACAUGUAAAGUGGAAUGACAAGGGUUCUGUUUAUCCACGUCAUUCAAAUGUCAUCUGGGAAAUUAAAAUUCUACGGAAAAAGAGUAUGGAGCUUGUAAAAUUAGUGACCCACAACACUACUCUGAAUGGUAAAGAUGCAGUUCAUCACUGGAGUUGGGUCUCAGACCUGCCCUUGGAGUGUGCCACGCAUUAUGUGGGAAUUAGAUGCUAUGUUGACAAUCUUCUUUUCUCUGGUCACAAAGAGUGGAGUGACUGGAGCCCAGUGAAGAACGUUUCUUGGACUCCUGCUUCACAGCCUAAGGUUUUUCCUCAAGACAAAGUGAUACUUGUAGGCUCAGAUAUAACAUUUUGUUGUGUGAGUCAAGAAAAAGUGUUAUCAGCACAGAUUGGCAGUACAUACUGUCCCCUUAUCCAUCUCGAUGGGGAAAAUGUUGCAAUCAAGAUCCGUAAUAUUUCUGUUUCGGACAGUAGUGGAACAAAUGUGGUUUUCAUGAUAGAAGAUAAUGUAUGUGGAACAGUUGUUUUUGCAGGAUAUCCACCUGAUACUCCUCAGAAACUGAAUUGUGAGACACACGAUUUAAAAGAGAUUAUAUGUAGUUGGAAUCCAGGAAGACCAACAGGAUUGGUGGGCCCCCGCAAUACCAGUUACACGUUAUUUGAAGGUUUUUCAGGAAAAUAUGUUAGAUUUAAAAGAGUUGAAGUGUCCACAAAUGAAAGCUAUCAUCAGUUACUCUUUCAAAUGGUUCCAAAUCAAGAAAUAUAUAAUUUUACUUUGUAUGCUCGCAAUCCUCUGGGUCGAUCACAAUCAACAAUUUUAGUUAACAUAACUGAAAAAGUUUAUCCCCAUACUCCUACUUCAUUCAAAGUGAAGGAUAUUAAUUCAACAGCUGUUAUACUUUCUUGGCAUUUACCAGGCAGCUUUGCAAAGAUUAAUCUUUUAUGUCAAAUUGAAAUUAAGAAAAUUAAUUCAGUACAAGAAUUGCGGAAUGUGACAAUCAAAGGAGUAGAAAAUUCAAGUUAUCGCAUUGCUGUGGGCAAGUUAAAUCCAUAUACUGUGUAUACUUUUCGGAUUCGCUGUUCUACUGAAACUUUCUGGAAAUGGAGCAAAUGGAGCAAUAAAAAACAGCAUUUAACCACAGAAGCCAUUCCUUCAAAGGGACCUGAUACUUGGAGAGAGUGGAGUUCUGAUGGGAAAAAUUUGAUAAUCUAUUGGAAGAUCUGGGCAUUCUUUAGUGAGGCCUAUAAAGGACCUGAGGAUUUCAUGAAUCCCAUCUCCCUCGCCUUACAUGAUCUCCAAACAGAGCAGGCCGUUGGAAUGGGAAAGGGGAUUCUCCUCACCUGGCAUCACGACCCCAACAUGACUUGUGACUAUGUCAUUAAGUGGUGUAACUCAUCUCGGUCUGAACCAUGCCUUAUGGACUGGAGAAAAGUUCCUUCAAAUAGCACUGAAGCUCUCAUACAAUCUGAUCAGUUUCGACCAGGUGUAAGAUAUAAUUUUUUCCUGUAUGGGUGCAGAAAUCAAGGAUAUCAAUUAUUACGUUCCAUAAUUGGAUAUAUAGAAGAAUUGGCUCCAAUUGUUGCACCAAAUUUUACUGUCGAGGAUACUUCUGCAGAUUCGAUAUUAGUAAAAUGGGAAGAUAUUCCUGUGGAAGAGCUUAGAGGCUUUUUAAGAGGAUAUUUAUUUUACUUUGAAAAGGGAGAAAGAGACACAUCCAAGAUGAGGGAUUUGGAAUCAGGUCGUUCCGACAUAAAGGUUAAGAAUAUUACUGACAUAUCGCAGAAGACACUGAGAAUUGCUGAUCUUCAAGGUAAAACAAGUUACCACCUGGUCUUGCGAGCCUAUACAGAUGGUGGGAUGGGCCCAGAGAAGAGUAUGUUCGUGGUGACAAAGGAAAAUUCUGUGGGGUUAAUUAUUGCCAUUCUCAUCCCAGUGGCAGUGGCUGUCAUUGUUGGAGUGGUAACAAGUAUCCUUUGCUAUCGGAAAAGAGAAUGGAUUAAAGAAACCUUCUACCCUGAUAUUCCAAAUCCAGAAAAUUGUAAAGCAUUACAGUUUCAAAAGAGUGUCUGUGAGGGAAGCGGUGCUCUUAAAACAUUGGAAAUGAAUCCUUGUACCCCAAAUAAUGUUGAGGUUCUGGAAACUCGGUCAACAUUUCCCAAAAUAGAAGAUACAGAAAUAAUUUCCCCAGUAGCUGAGUGUCCUGAAGAUAGCUCUGAUGCAGAACCUGAAAACCACGUGGUUGUGUCCUAUUGCCCACCAAUCAUUGAGGAAGAAAUACCGAACCCAGCCGGGGAUGAAGCCGGAGGGACUUCGCAAGUCAUUUACAUCGAUGUUCAGUCCAUGUAUCAGCCACAGGCGAAACCAGAGGAAGAACACGAAAAGGACCCUGGAGGAGGGGCAGGCUAUAAGCCACAGAUGCACCUCCCCAUUAAUGCUACUGUAGAAGACAUAGCUGCAGAGGAUGACUUAGAUAAAACGGCGGGUUACAGACCUCAGGCAAAUGUAAAUACUUGGAAUUUAGUAUCUCCAGACUCUCCUAGAUCCACAGACAGCAACAGUGAAAUUGUCUCGUUUGGAAGUCCGUGCUCCAUUAACUCCCGACAGUUUUUGAUUCCUCCUAAAGAUGAAGACUCUCCGCAAUCUAAUGGAGGAGGGUGGUCCUUUACAAACUUUUUUCAGAACAAACCAAACGAUUAACAGUGUCACCGUGUCACUUCAGCCUGCCAUCUCAAUAAGCUCUUAUGUUGCCGGUGCUGCUGCGUCAGCACUGGGCAUUCUUGGAGGGAUCCUGUGAAGUAUUGUUAGUGGGGUGAACUUCACUACGUGCAAGUUACACUACAAGUGUUAAUGUGCUUUUAAUGUAGUCUGAAAGCCAAAGCGUGUGACUCAGAAUUCUCAGUCCACACAACUCAAGAUUUGGAGCUCUUUGUGAUCGAGCCAAAGAAUUCUCAUGUGCUCUACCUUCAAGAAGCAUUUCAAGGCUGAUACCGACUAGUACAUACAUGCAAAACAAAUCCUGUCACAACUGUUUUUGGUUCUGUUGUUAGUGGUUUUCUCAUAUGUGUUACUUCGUAGAAUUGCAAGUGGAUUUGCAGGCAAGGGAGACAAAUGUCAAAGUAACAGAUGAUGGUUAUUUGCCUGACAUUUACUCCAUUCUAGGUGAAAACCAAGCACAGAUUUUAAAACUUUUAAGAUUAUUCUCUUCUAUCCACAGCAUUUACAAAAAUUAAUAUAAUUCUUAAUAUAGCGACAGCUAUUUAGUGUUUUGUUUGAUAAAGUAUGCUGAUUUCUGUGCCUACUGUAUAAUGGUUAUCUCAGGGGUACAAACUUGGAAAACAAGUGUGACACUGACCCUCUUAAAUCAGAAUCAUUUUUUCUUGCUUUACUAGGUUUUGCAAACCUUUUCAUUACCUUUUGGCUUUUAUGCUACCUUCCAUUAUUGCAGUUGGUUGCCCUAAUAUUUAAAAUUUAAAUUUCUAAAACUAUAGACCCAAGUUAAAAAGAAAAAACAUUUUGUGAUACAAUAUGUCACAAGUGUCAGCUUUAUAUGAGCAAAUUCAAUAUUAUUCAUAAGCAUAUAAUUCCAGUGAUUUACUAUGUGAGAUGACUACUAAGCAAUAUCUCGUGGCAUUAGCUAUCCAUAGAGUUGUGAUUGGCCUUAGUUCCUCCUGAGAGGACCAUGCCAUUGGGCCUAGUCAGGCAGGCGGUGAUGAUCUCUGACACAUCCUCGCCAGUGUUCCUCCUACUCCUGAGUCUUACCUCUCCCUUCCUCUUGAAUGAUCAUCAUUCCAGACUAUCUGAUCCAGUCCUCACAUUUUAAAAUAUAAAACUAAAGAGAGAAUGCUUCUUACAGGAACAGUUACCCAAGGGCUACUUCCUAGUAAAUGUCAUAAAUCCGUUUGAAUCAGUGGGCGUAGCUGCAUGGCAGGUGUAGCAACUGCUUGGUGAAAAGUGCAGGGUUGUGUCUUCAGCACAGCAUCCUCUGCCCACCCUUGUUUCUUAUGAGUGAUUGUGGUUCUUGGGAAAGCAGAAUGAAAAACUAAAAGAUAUCUUGUA
Messenger RNA from Propithecus coquereli (Coquerel's sifaka), 4582 nucleotides. RefSeq names its product leukemia inhibitory factor receptor alpha (gene LIFR). Gene Ontology annotation, cellular component: external side of plasma membrane; signaling receptor complex. Gene Ontology annotation, biological process: cytokine-mediated signaling pathway; positive regulation of cell population proliferation. The coding region runs from base 74 to 3223 and encodes 1049 amino acids. The record is from RefSeq and is a predicted model, not a curated record. NCBI's taxonomy places the organism in Eukaryota, Metazoa, Chordata, Mammalia, Primates, Indriidae. The transcript is spliced from 20 exons. Gene Ontology annotation, molecular function: leukemia inhibitory factor receptor activity; cytokine binding; oncostatin-M receptor activity.